Messenger RNA from Achroia grisella, 4224 nucleotides. RefSeq names its product transmembrane channel-like protein (gene Tmc). Gene Ontology annotation, cellular component: plasma membrane. Gene Ontology annotation, molecular function: mechanosensitive monoatomic ion channel activity. The coding region runs from base 1 to 4224 and encodes 1407 amino acids. The transcript has 12 exons. The record is from RefSeq and is a predicted model, not a curated record. Lineage: Eukaryota; Metazoa; Arthropoda; Insecta; Lepidoptera; Pyralidae.
AUGGCAUCAUCGGGAGUCAACCUGUGCCAUCUGCCUUCUGAAACUGCUAUCAGCAACGAAGUCAAGUUUUCACCUUCCGCGGGUGACGGUUCUGAAGACGAGGACUAUUCAGCCAGUCUUAGUGCUGUUCUGCGGCAACGAAGGGCGAGCGUGCGCCGAUCACGGAAGGGGCGAGUGAGGCGUCCAUCCUCGCCGUUCUUAACUGACGAAAGUCGUUCCAGAAGACGUUCCUCUGUCUUUACUACCAGCUCUGGAGACACAGCUAUAUCUAUGGAGGAUGGACAAUCAGCCGUGGUGACUCAAGAGCAAAUCUUCCAGAACAUUCACCUGCACAAAGAGGUGCUAGGUUCCGUGAAGCAGCAGCCCCUUGGUAUGAGGAGAAAGCUCAAAAUUGUUCAUCAAGCUAAAACCUACAUCAAGAGGCAUGAAGGUCAGCUGCAGGAACGACUGGCACAAUCAAAAAGCACCAGGGAUAUCUAUGCACGAUUCAAUAUAUUGUUGGCGACAAAAUGGCAACAACUAAAACGUGAAGCUGCCAACACGUCAAACCUUCUUAUUCCCUGGGAGCUGCGUAUCAAGGAAAUUGAAUCCCACUUUGGUUCAGUCGUCGCAUCCUACUUCACAUUCCUUCGAUGGCUGUUCUGGGUCAACUUGGUCAUCGGUUUCAUACUGCUGGUGUUUGUUAUAAUUCCUGAGUACUUAACAGCUGACCCUCAACAAGACGGCUCAAGAAAGAUAAUUAUGGAAGAAGAACGUCGCAACGCCACCAACCUGCUCACACUCUGGGAAUUUGAAGGAGUCCUGAAGUGUUCCCCAAUAUUCUAUGGGUAUUACAGCAACAUCGAAAGGCCUCAGUACUGGAUGCCGUUAGCUUAUUUCUUAACAGGAUUGGGGGUGUAUAUUUAUAGCUUCGUCGCUAUAUUGAGGAAGAUGGCGGAGAAUUCACGAAUGUCUAAACUGUCAGAAAAGGAAGACGAGUGUAUAUUUUCAUGGAAACUAUUCACCGGGUGGGAUUUUAUGAUUGGGAAUACGGAGACUGCACACAACAGAAUUGCUUCAGUCAUAUUGGGCUUUAAAGAAGCACUUCUUGAAGAAGCUGAGAAGAAGAAGGAUUUACGGAAUUGGCGCAUCAUAUCACUACGAGCGUUAGUAAACAUAUGUGUAGUCAUACUGCUAGCAGUGUCGGCAUAUGCAGUUGUAACCGUUGUUUCGAGAUCUGACGAUAACCCGAAGUCCCGGAGUUGGUGGAGAGAAAAUGAAACGACCAUCGUGGUUACCCUAAUAUCAAUAACAUUUCCUGUAUUCUUCGAACUUUUGGGUUUUUUGGAGCACUAUCAUCCCAGGAAGCAGUUGAGACUGCAGCUUGCAAGGAUUAUGUUGUUAAAUUUGCUCAAUUUAUAUUCUUUAAUAUUUGCACUAUUCAGCAAGAUUGAAGGUAUGAGUAAUGAGUUAGAUUUAUUAAAACCAAUUCUGAAAGUAAAUGCAACUCUUAUAUCUAAUAAUACGCUAGAUAUUAGUGAAUCUAUGGUUAUUAAUAUACCCACGGCCUGCCACGAAGAAAGAGUCUCUUGUGAACCCUGUAAUAUCAUUCAUACCAUAGAUUUAACAAACACAAAUAAUAUUAAAUCAACUCUUUCUCAUACUCCUUCUAAUACUCCAAUUUCAAUCAAACCCACUUAUAAAAAUAUUACUGGAAACCAUUCAAGUGAAGUUAAUCAAAUAAUAACUAGUAAAAAUGUAACUAUAUACCCAUCUGCAGAGAAUUUAAUUGAAAAUGAAAGAGAUAACGAAGUAGUAGAAACUACAAUGAUUAAUAUUAUAAUGAAAGAACUAGAAAGGUUAAGAAAUAUUAGUGGUCUGAGUAAUUCCGAAGAUGAUUUAAAUGAUCCUACCUCAUUCAUAUAUGAUUAUGAUUAUAACUAUAAUGAUACUUUAUCUACUAUUGAUACGUCGACUAUCCAUGAUUACAUAAAUAAUUUUACUUUAAGUGAGAAUAAUAGUAAUAGUUUUAUUGAGGGAGUAUCAAUAAAUACCGAAACCUCAGUUAGUGAUUUAAAUCUAGACCAAAACAUUUCACAUAGUUAUAAUAUGUCCGCAACAACGGAGUUUACUGAUUAUUCGUCAGACACUGAUGCAACUGAAUCAUAUACAAGCACAUAUUAUGAAGAAGACAGUAGCUUUCUAAAUAUUAAUAAUAAUGAAUAUUCGACUAUAAAUCCAACGGCCGAUGAAAAAUCUACUAGCUAUGAUUCAACGACUACUUUCAAUUGGUCAGAAUCUACUAUUUCAUUCACAGAUGCUACAUUUUUUGAUAAUACAACUUACAGUUCAGAUGUUGUUUCGACUGCUACUUUUGUAGAUAUGCCUAUAAUUUGCCCAGAAUUUUUUAAUUGUACGUCAAAUUGUGGUGGACAUAAUAUAACACAAAUAUUUAUUAUAUCCAAAUGUAUAAUUGUGGAAAGAAAGUGCUUUAAGACAAUUUGUGAAAAGUUAGAAGUUCCUUUAAACAGUAAUAAAACUAAUGAAACUACGGUGGAUAUUGUAUAUCUUGACGAAAAAAACAGAAAAAUGUAUAAUUUAACAGUAACGACUAAGAAAAAACUGUUAAAAUUAUGUUGGGAAACAAUGUUUGGACAGGAAUUAGUAAAACUGACAAUGAUGGAUUUGGUCUUUGUGUUAUUAGGGACUCUGUUUAUGGAUUUUUUUCGCGCUCUUUUUGUCAGAUUCAUGAAUCGUUGUUGGUGCUGGGAUUUGGAGAAAAAAUUCCCAGAAUACGGAGAUUUUAAAAUAGCUGAAAAUAUUUUACAUUUAAUUAACAAUCAAGGAAUGGUUUGGAUGGGGAUGUUUUUCUCACCUGGCUUGGUUGUUUUAAAUGUUGCUAAACUAAUGAUUAUGAUGUAUCUCAGAUCUUGGGCAGUUAUGACCUGCAAUGUUCCCCACGAAGUAGUUUUUAGGGUAUCAAAAAGUAACAACUUUUAUUUAGCAUUAUUACUCACAAUGUUAUUCCUAUGCGUGUUACCUGUAGGUUACACUAUAGUAUGGGUGAAACCCUCCUGGCAUUGUGGACCUUUCUCUGAGUAUGAGAAGAUAUAUUAUAUAUUGACAAAUAAUAUUUACAAAAUACUUCCAAAAUCUCUCAAUUUUGCUUUAGAAUAUAUCGCUUCACCGGCAAUAGUAAUUCCUUUAUUGGUUUUGCUAAUUCUAAUUAUUUAUUACUUAACAUCUUUAACGAAUUCACUCAGAGAAGCAAAUAAUGACUUAAAGAUUCAAUUACGCCGAGAAAGAACUGAGGAAAGAAGAAAAAUGUUCCAGUUGGCUGACACUAGAAGGAGAGUUGGUUCGUCAGCUAUGGAUAAUACACCAUUUUCCAGAUGGAAAAAAGCCUUACCGUCCCUACCUCUCAGUAAAUCUAUUGACUCCGAUGAUCGUAAAACCAUAACCGUAGAUGAAACCUCAGAACCAGGAAAAAUAGUUAAGAAAAAAGGCAGUAUAUUUGCAAAAAUAGUUGGUAUGGCUGUGGAUAAAAAACCUGAUAUAGAAACUGUAUCAGACACGCAUGAUGGUGUUAGCCCAUCUUCGAAUAACGUAGAUGAAGAAACUGAUUCUGACUUUCACGAAGCAUUACCGAAAGAAGUACUAAAAAUAAAAGACAUUAUUUUUAAAAAUACACAUAUUAAGAAGAGGAGUACUGUUGAAUUUAAAGCACAAAUGAAAACAAAUGAAACUUCAAAUUUUCAAAUAGAGGAAAAAACCCUAAAGGUAAAGUUAGAAAAAGCUGAUGACCGCACUGAAAAGAAAGCAAUUUUAGAAAAACAGAAACUAGAUCGUAUGAAGGGUGAAACUGUAAAGUCAAAAACAGAUUCUACGGAAAUACCUGAAGUAAUAUCAAAUGUUGAUAGAAGAUUAAAUAAGAAACAAACUUCAGAAACUAGUAACCAGUCAAGACAGUCUGAUUCUAUUGGAUCUGUGAUUCCCGUAAUAACUAUAAGUACAACGGAGAGUGAUGAAGAAGUAUUGCAAUCACGAAAUGAAAAAAAUAAUAAGAAAGAAGAUGAUCAAGAUUAUGAUGGAAAUAUAGAAGAUUGCAUGCAGAAAAUCAACAAAAGAAGUUCAGAUUUAAAAUCUUUACGUAGACAGAGCAGUGUGGAUAGUAUUAAUGAACAACAAAAAACGCCAAAAGAGAAGAAAUCCGAUGACGGACACAAAUAUCAGUACUCAUUAUAA